UUAUUCUUCGAUUCGCUGGCAACUUGUCAACCUUAUUGACUAACUUGUUUUUUUCUGUUCUUUCUUACAGGUGUGUUCCUGAAAAACGUGACAAUGAAUUUAGCAACAAUUGAUUCAACCGGCAAGUGAACUGAACCAGACGAUGAGGAAGAGUAGUCACUCGCGUGGAGGCGUCGCUGGCGUCGGGGAGCGUCUCUAUCGAUACCUGGUCGCGUAGGCCAAUCGCGCCCUUCGAAUCGAUUUUCCCACGUCUCGUACCAAGAAGUUUACGAAAUCUGUCGAACCGACGGAUUCUUCAAAAAACCCGGACCCCGCUACUACUCUUUGGCAACGCCAUCCCGCAGAAGAAGGAAAGCCGGCAAUCAUCAUCGUCAACAUGAGCAGUCACAGUGCCGCCAAAAACGCCAUGAUGCUGAUGUCCGAGAAAAAUCGCACCACCAGCGACAGCGAGUCGGAGAUUAACUAUGACAUGUUCAACACUAGUACGACUUCAGCGGAUGGGGGAGGACCGGCAGGAUCGUCGUCGGUGAUGAAUACGUCGCAGAUUUCCAACGCCUCAACGGAUUCGACGCAUGUCAAAAGUGCCAACCUGACGCGGUCCCAAAAUUUGGGAGGGUCCUGUCGUUUUCCGAAGCUAGAAGAGUGUGCCCACUUCCACUACGAGCGAGUCCAGCUGGGCCGAUUGUCCGUCCGGUUGGUGGCCGACGAAAAGAAUGAGUCCCAGCUUGGCUCGCUGCUGGCCAGUACUGAUCUUUCUAGUUCCCAGACGGCUGCCGGUGGCGGAAAUGGGACCAAGAACAACUGCUGGUUCAUCGUGCGCGUCAACGCCGGCCGGUCGGAUUCGUUCAUGAUCAAGCGAUCAUUUGACAAUAUGCGCUUCUUGGAUGAGAUGCUUCACCGAUGUGUGUACGAUCGAAGGGUCAGCGAGUUGGAGGACUUGAAAGAGAUGGACGUGCUGGAUAAAAGCGAGGAAGACCUGGAAACGAUCGUCGGCAAUUACCUCACUCGGUUAUCGAUGAUCGCUUCGGAUGCGAUGACUUGCGGUCCGGUAUUGACUUGGAUGCAAAUUGAUAACAAAGGUCGCAGACUUCCGGUAGCUGAUGAGGAAACGAUGAAAAGCAUUAAUACUCCUGCUGUUGGUGCGGCCUAUGGAGUCAGGCGAUAUGUGGCCCAGGCAUGUGACGAGAUUUCAAUUGAAGUUGGAGAUAUGAUAUCGGUCAUCGAUAUGCCAAGUCCAGCGGAAUCGAUCUGGUGGCGUGGCAAGAAAAGUCAUCUCCAGAAGAAUCAAUACGAAGUUGGGUUCUUCCCGCAGAGCUGUGUGGCCACCAUCGGUGAUAAAGUUCCCCGUCAUAUGCCUUUUCCGGCCCCUCUGGUUGGAUCGCUCGAUGUAUCGCCGACGAAGCCAGUCCUCAGGAAACAUGGUAAACUGAUUGCCUUCUUCCGCAGUUUCAUCCUAUCAAGGCCUUCCAGAAGAAGACUGAAGCAAAGUGGAAUUUAUAGGGAGCGUGUGUUCUCCUGUGAUUUGGGCGAGCAUUUACUCAACAGUGGACAAGACAUUCCAAUGGUUCUGAAGUGUUGCGCUGAGUUUAUCGAAGAGUACGGCAUUGUGGAUGGAAUUUAUCGAUUGUCCGGUAUAACCUCCAAUAUACAGAAACUUAGACGUGCCUUCGACGAAGAGCGAAUCCCGGAUCUUACCCAUCCGGAAAUCAAACAGGACAUACAUGCCGUUAGUUCCUUACUUAAGAUGUACUUCCGAGAACUGCCAAACCCUCUUUGUACGUAUCAAUUGUACGACCACUUUGUAGAUGCUAUCCAAACUCGAUUAGAUGCUCCCACAGAUCUGAAGCUGCGAUUGAUCAGACAGACCGUACAAAAACUGCCUCCUCCUCAUUAUCGAACGCUAAAGUAUCUGGCAACACAUUUGUUCAAGAUUGCUCGACACUCUGCUCGGACAGGAAUGACUGAACGGAACAUUGCCAUAGUAUGGGCCCCCAAUCUCCUCAGAUCUCCGGCACUAGAAUCCGGAGGUGUGGCUGCUCUUCGAGGUGUCGGUGUCCAAGCUGUGGUUACCGAAUAUCUGAUCAGCAACUGUGAACAGAUUUUCGACGACAAUGCAGACGACUUUGGUAGCCACUAUCAGGAAUCGCAACCUACGUCGUUGAGCGAUAGUAACAGUAUCCAGAACCACGGCGGGGAACAGGAACUAUCACUCUCGAUGGAACGUCCCAAAAGUCUAAGUGUGGGUGGUGCCAAACUGCUGAGCCUAGAAGAAGCUCGUAUUCGCAGGAAUUGCAUGGAAACCUGCGAAAAGAGCAUCCCCAUCAACAUCACCAAUCCAUCGACGCACAUUGGGUCCUACAUCGAGGUCGGAGGUGGUCCCUCCAGCCUGCCGGAUAAAUACCACACGGUGCUACCGGUACCCAGAAGUUGGAACAAACGCAAAUCUCACUCCUCUUGGAAAUCGAUCUUCACUCGUCAACCCCGACAAUCGAACAGCAACCACGACAUGAAAGAGUACAGCCCGGCGACGACGCCUACCUCCAAGGAUGCACCGACGACGAUAGUGACGAACGGUGGCCGAACCAUAACUAUCGAAGAGCGAUCCGGCGGUAACAGUCGAGGGGCAGUGGUCAUGGAUCAGAAUGGUGGUGCCGUCAAGGAGAGCACCAGUGGAUUGCUGCUUGAUAAAAUGACCAAGAGUGUUGAUCUAUACGACGGAAAGGCGCGGACGAUUGAUUCAUGUGCACGAUCCAAUUCAGUGGACAGUUUGCGGACUGCCGGCCACAGUCGGUCAGUUUCGCACGAUUCCUACUUCGAUCUGCUUCAAUCUCCUCUGCGAGGAACAGGAGUCGUAACCUGUCCCAGUCGGGAACUUUCCGAGCUCGGUUUAAACUUCGACCGGGAGGAACCGGAAAUGCGUAUAUUCUCCGAGAGUGAAAGUUUAGUCAGCAGUCCAAAGGUGGCGAAGGAGUCUAUUCGACGAACGCUUCGAGCCCGGCCUGAAGAAUAUACCAGUGGAGGCAACAGUGUAAAUCCCAGUCCCAAAAAGCAACCCAGGUUAAACAUACAAAGCCCUACUGAGGGUAACAAGCAGCAGCAGCAGUGGAUGGUAGCUUCGGCAGAAACCGGAUUACUGAAUCCCGACGAAAGUCAGUGCAAACGGUACAAAUUGGAAGAUCAACUCAGCGAUAUUCAGUUCAUAGAUUGUAACACUCCGGAGCAUAACGUGUCCGGCGGUGAAACUUCUCUGAACAGCAGUACCAUUUUUACCAGUGCUCAAGUGCACCGACCCCCGCUACAGGAGGAUUCAGAUGGCGAGAAUGAACUCAUUGGAAUCAGAAACUCCUACCCUGGACCCCAGUACAGUUAUGUCAAGUAUGAAUCUCCCAUCAAGGAAACACGAUUCAGUUAUCCCGGUACCAAUGCCAAAAGCAAAGAGGCAAAUGGAAGCGUACAGAAGGACCCUAUCAGUGGUACCGAAGGGCCGCAGCAACUGGGACAAUCGCAAAAAAUCGGUGGUACUUCGCUGUAUGAGAGUUUUAUUCUGUCCAGCCAGGCGCCGAAACCACCUAAACACCCGGGCCGUUACAGUUACUACCAACCCAAUAGCAACAAUACCGGAAAUGAAUUGCUAGCUGGAUCGGCAACCGGUGCCAAUGAUGAAGGAGCGAGCGACGAUUUACAGGUGGUGCCGAGGAGUUGUUCCGAGAACGUUAUUCGCAAAAGUGAUACCCAACGUAGCAAACUAAGCGUUAUGACACCUCAAUCGCCGGUGCAGAGUCCGUGUUAUUCACUCUUGGUGGGAUCAACUACAAGCUCGGACAACAGCAGUCAGCUGAACACUCCUGUCUACGAAAUGGACGUUUCCAGUAUGUUGGGUCAACAGCUACAUCACCAACCAUUAGAGCAAACCAAAGAAGAUUUGUGCCCGGAAAAGCGGGACAUGAAGGCACUGAAACGGGAGCUUUCGCUUGACCUGAGUGAGGCUGGUUCUAAGUUGAAUUCUGUUCAACAUUCGGCUACGAAGAAAACUUCUUCCCCGAAUACACCAUCGAAUUUCGCCUCGGACACUACGAAUACCACCAACACGACAAACACUACGACUAGUCAAUCGAUGACUCCAAGUGAGUAUUGCUAUCAGAAUCUGAAUCCGGAACUAUCACCAAGCGAACUGGCAACGUUUGCAUCCAAGGUGGUUCCCAACAAACCAGGAACACCCAUUAAGGCUACCAUAAACAUAACGUACAACGUUAGGUCACCAGUGCGAAAGGAACAGGAUGAUAGUAUAUUUAGAUCGCCGACAAAUUCAGCUGGCUCAAUAACCCCGACUUCACCGACGGCCAAGAAACUGGAUCAGGUAGUUAUGGUGGCACAUGAGAAGAAGCCGCAAUCUGGAGAAGAGCUGCUGGAAGAAGAAGAAUACCAACGUGAACGGCGAAGCAUUUACGAGAAUGUUAUGGUGACUCCGUUAGAAGCGAAUGGUUCCCAAGAUGUUGCCAAACGGUUACUGGAGACAAACUUCGAUGAAACUAUGGUCUAUGAACAGGUCAAGUUUUACCGAAACGCAGUUUCCGAAGUGAACUGUUUGUUGGGAGACGGUGAAGAACAGCAACAGCAGCAGGAACAACAACAUCGGGACGGGAAUAGAGAAAUGGGCUCAAAUUUGGUAGACUUAUCGAUAAACGAAGAAGAGGUUCGCAUGCCAGUUGUAGAGUCGCUGAAUGGCGAAGGAAAAAUCAAACUUAAAAUUAAGGAAGAUGAAGAUGAUGAGGAAGAGGACGAGGAUGAAAAUACGGACGGUAUUAAUAAUAAUAAGCGAGAUUCGCGGAUCGGAACCGAUUCGUCUCACUCGGAGGUGUUGAAGGAGAAGGUUGACUUCGUUAUGACCAGCAAGAGUGAGGAGGAAAGUGACGACGUCCCGAUGUCGGAUGUGAAUGACGAUAGUCUCGAAUUCGACAAUGCGGACGUUUCACUUUACGAAAAUGUCGAACUGCGCAAGAAACCAUUCGUUCCGGUGUACGAAAACAUGAUUCCGGGACCGAUCAAUCCUGUUGCGUGUUCGACGCUAAAGUCCACAACAACGGACGAUGAGUUCUCCUCAUUCUGUGCGGAUCGUAGCGAUUUAGACAAUGAAAUGGAAUAUCGUAUCGAAAUUCCACCGAAAAUCGAAAUUAAAGCUAGUACGAAUGUUAAUGUUAAAGCAUUAGCUACCAAAUUUGAGACAAGUCCAGUUGAAAGUAGUCCUCCAUUUGAUUUCCACCAACAGUCCAAGCUGAACAACAAUCGAGGCAGUGCUGGUCCGGUUGUAACUAUACGUAAUAAAUCUGCUAAAGAUUAUCACAAUCUAACGAACAUUACUAGGAGCUUGGACGAAAAUGCAUUCGUGCGAGAGUUUGGUAGCGCGCGAAAGUUGGAAAACUUCAACAAAAGUAUUCAACAGAUCCCGGAAAUCGACAACAUUCUCAAUGAGAACAACCCUAAUCGACGUAAGUCGCUAGAUUUCACCAGACCAAAGAGCCUAAAUCCACCGAAAAAACUUCCAUCGCUCAUUGGAGACGGAAUUGAGAAUCGUAACGAUCGAGGUACUCCCGUUACUCCAGUUCACGAUUGUUGUCUCAAACAGCAACAACAGCAACAGAAAAUAUCACCUACCGAACUCAAACUAGAUCUGUCCACUAAGAUCGAAGAUACCAAAGAAGCUCGGGCGUAUAACGUUCGAAUAACUCCCACCACCGAGAAUCGCAUUUCCCUGGUCCAGUACAAUUAUGACCCGCGGUCUCCGACAGCGGUCCCUGCCGGUCAAAUACCCAUGUCUCGCAAGGAAGCUUUUCUCAAACAGCAACUGCAGAACGAUGAAGACCGCAAUAGCAUAACCAGCGUGAGCAGUCUGAAAAUGCUUGGAAGCUGCAAAUUGGACCGAAGUCGAAUCGAAAAAAUCAAAGAAGAACGACGCCAUCAACUCAGCGAAAAAUAUCGCUCCGAAUCAUUUAAAGGCGAUCGAACUAGCGAUUAUGCCAAACUUAAAUCGAAAUCAAAAUCGGAGCUUAGAGAUUUCAAAGACCAAGAUCAGAUUGUAGUUGAUCCGGGUAAAAAGUUCGACUCACUUCGAUUCCGAUCCAAAUCUCGAGUAGAGUUGUCAGACCAUCAGCAACAGCACCAUCAAUACAGUAGCCUAGAUAACCCAAUGCCAAACCCGUUAACGACGGCCGUUUCGCUCACAACCGUUGCCGUCACCGGACGAACUCGGCGCAUUAGUGACGAAAAGAAUCAAAACGACUGUCUUCCGUCGUCUUCUCCACCGCGUCAUACCUCGGCCCAAGAUGCCAGCAUCUCACAGGUGUGUGAUAGUAAAUUCGAGCUGAAAACUCGUCAAAAAUUUGACAAACAGCGUACUAGUAGCAGUGGCAGCGGAAGUAGUAACGAUGCCUCGGUAGUAUCCGGUCGAGAAAGGGAAAACGCCAGCAGUGGCGCAGUCGUUGGUGGUGGUGGUGCCAACAAUAAGAGUUUUGUGCGAAAUGGUUCCGGCUCCGGUGCACACCGAGAUCUUUACUCCCCGCAGAUUUCCAUUAAAGAUGUGGCCGCAAUGUUUGAAUCACGCUCUCAAAGCCAGUCGUAGGCGAACAAUCAAUUCCGGGAGCAAAGUCAGCAAAGUCUAUAAAUAGUGUGCAGACGAAUUUCAGACGAAAUGGAAGAUAAAAUUUACAGUUUUUUAACUUACACGUGCUUUUUGAAAUUAUGCGUGGUCAAAUAUGUGUUAUGAAAAUCAGGCAAAGAAAUGAUAGCGAUGACCAAUUUCUACUUUACUAAAGCUCUAGCCAUUUUUCUCAGUAUUGGAAAUCUAACACAUGCGAAUAAUUAAAAGAAAAGAACAGAUACAUGCUAUUGUUAUAACCAACUGAAAGUUAUUGAUAAGUAAAAAUUUAAAAAAAAACUACGUGCUCGAUAGAUAUAUGCAAUUGCAAACUCUUAUCACUAAUCAAGAAAACAGAAAAAGUCGAAAUUGGUGAAAAUAUGCUCGAUAGAUAAUUGCGACUCUAAUGAACUACAGAAAACAUUUGGUCUACAAACACAACAUUGGUAAGACGUUAAUUGAGAAUACUCAGAAACAAACAUCACAAAAGUAUUGCAAAUCUACAUGAAAACAAUGACAUAUUUUAGUGCUAUAAAUGUAUAUCUCGUCGCAGUGUAGGGUAAUGUAUCGCAACUUUUUCUCGUGAGAACCAUAACAGAAAAAUGGCAAAUAUUUCCAUCAACUCGAUUUGCUUCCUUUUGGAAUAAUUUUACUACAAAGAAAAAUCAAAAGCCAACGAUAUUGAUAGGGAAAAGUUGAUAGAAAGUAUGUAUAUUGCUUGAAAAAAAUUGCCGCUAUACAAAAAUGCAGUUAUUGAAAAAGCAUUAUUUUUUAUAAGGGCGAGCAAAAUUUUCGACAGCGUGGGCGUGUGCGAGUGACUCGAUUUAGAAAAUCCUUUAGCAGAGGUGUAAAAAUCGUUUGUUUUGUUUCGUUCAACAAGACUUUUAAGUCGUUUUGUUUUGUUAAGAACUAUGUUUGAUAAUUGUAAAUAGAACAAUGAGUGUAAAUUUUUAGCACAGAUCACAAAAAAAAAUGAAACAUUUCAACAAUCUGGUAACAUCACAUGGAACAUGACGUUAUACUUUUAAUAGAUAGGAUCGGUGAUUCGUUUUAUUUUUUUUUUCUCUACCAAUAUCAAAAUGUUUUGACAAAAAAUCUCUUUAUCUUUUAGUUGUUUUGAUGAACAAAAUUUGUUGAUUUUUCUUGUUUAAGACGGUUUUAGUUUUUUUUUUCCUUUCGAAGAAAAACACAAAAGAAAAUUGUGAACAACGGUUGACAUGGCAGAAAGAAGUGACAAUAAUUUUUCGUCAACACUAUAAAUAGUUAAGCAACAGAUAGCCAGAUAAUACUUUCAUAUUUAUACAAUCGAUUUUCGAUUGAUUUUCAAUCUACCAACUUAAACUCAAUAAAUCAAGAUUAGAAGUAGAUUGCAAAAAUCUUACAAUUACAUAAGUUCUCUCAUUACAGAAAACACUUUCCCUCUAGUCCAUUGUCCCCAUUUUCUCAAGACUAAUCAUAGGUCUGGUUCCAUAAAUGAUACUUCCAAGUCCAUCAGAGCCAUAAAUAGCAGACUAACUGCUCUGAUUUCACACAUACACAAUUAGUAGAAUCAAUACUUUUCCUCUGUAUUAAUUUCCUCAUUCUUAUGUAGAUAUUUUGAGAUAUUAUCACAAAGUUAUUUGAUUCCACGCGUUUUGAAGAUCAAAACUACAUACAGAUCAUACAAAUUCGAUAUUAACCGUUUGCCAAAAAGCAUCGACAAAGCUUGUAAAAUCUGUCUUGAUUCUUAUUUGUAAAUAUUAUAUUAACUGGUUAAGAUCGGAUAUUCAACAUUCAGCGUGAAUGAAACUUGGAAACGAUUGUUUGAGUUAUUUUUCAAUUCAAGAAUUGUAAAAGAGCAAACUAAGGGAAGAUGUAAAUGCUAGCGCGAAAUGAUAGAGUUAUAAUAUAGUCAGAAAAAAUGGUAACCACAUCGCGUGAAUACUUUUACAACAACAAACCUAUAUAAACUAAUCGAACAACAGCACAUAACAUUUAAAAUGAAAAUCGAACACUACUACUUGAAUACUUUUCUUAAAUGCUAUAUACUAUUAUAUAUUGAUAUUAACAGCUCUAGUAUUGAUAUUGAAAGGUAAUGAUUUAAAUUAAUAAAAAAAAAAGUAAAACACAAGAAUUAGCAUCAAUUUGCUGCUUCACAACAGACGAAAGAUAGCAACAAAAAUAGGGAACGGAAUACACCGAGUUGUGCAAAGUUAGGAAGAUGAAGAGAAGACAAACCGAAAUAUUCAUGAAAAAAGUAUAAAAUAAACUU
This is a messenger RNA of Uranotaenia lowii, 8882 nucleotides long. RefSeq names its product GTPase-activating protein CdGAPr (gene CdGAPr). Bases 377 to 6616 code for a protein of 2079 amino acids. NCBI's taxonomy places the organism in Eukaryota, Metazoa, Arthropoda, Insecta, Diptera, Culicidae. The transcript has 8 exons. The record is from RefSeq and is a predicted model, not a curated record. Gene Ontology annotation, molecular function: protein binding; GTPase activator activity. Gene Ontology annotation, biological process: small GTPase-mediated signal transduction.